This is a messenger RNA of Sphenostylis stenocarpa, 573 nucleotides long. The record is from the annotation of a GenBank genome assembly. NCBI's taxonomy places the organism in Eukaryota, Viridiplantae, Streptophyta, Magnoliopsida, Fabales, Fabaceae.
AUGGAACAAGAUCGAAGGCUUGAGCUCAUCGACAACGCAAUUCAGAAGCUUAUACUCGACAACAACAAAGUCCAAGGAUCUCACCAUACCAACGAUGCUCAAUACCAAAACGCUCUUUCCCACCUUCUCUCUGUCUCUCAGUUGAACCUUUUGAAAGGAGACGAGAUACCUGAGCAAUUUGAAACUACUAGUUCUUCUGAGCCGGUGGCUUCUGUAAUUCAGGAGCCAGAAGGAGAAAAAGAGGAUGGUGGCGGAAGGAGGGGAAAUGAAAAUGAUGAGAUCAUGAAAGAGCUGAAGAAGGUGAAGAGGCAGAACUUUGUGACUCAUUGUCUUCUUUCAGUGAUGAUUGUCCUCACUGUGACUUGGCAACUAUCUGAGGUCUCUCUUAUUUUGCAACUGAAAGAUGGACUAAGCCACCCUUUUAAAUCCUUUGGAAAUAUACUCAAAGGGAUCUUGAAAGUCCCUAACAUGAAUGGCCAGGAAGCUGAUGACAAAGAACAACCUCCUGAGUCUCUAUUCCUUCCUUCCGUGAUGAUUCCAGAUAUGUCUCUUACUGGAAACUACUCAAACUAG